Messenger RNA from Betta splendens (Siamese fighting fish), 3047 nucleotides. Its product is annotated as Glyco_hydro_56 domain-containing protein. The coding region runs from base 458 to 2125 and encodes 555 amino acids. The transcript has 7 exons. Gene Ontology annotation, biological process: carbohydrate metabolic process; hyaluronan catabolic process. Lineage: Eukaryota; Metazoa; Chordata; Actinopteri; Anabantiformes; Osphronemidae. Gene Ontology annotation, molecular function: hyalurononglucosaminidase activity. The record is from RefSeq and is a predicted model, not a curated record.
CACCUACUGCAUCUACAUAACUGCUGCACAAACUUUCAGCUCCCCCUCUUCUGCUCUUUCACUUCUCCUCUGUCUCCCCAUGUCAAGUUCCCUCUUGUUCCUCCUCUCCUCAAACCCUCCACCUCCUUUUAAUACUUGCAUCUAUUCCUGUCUCUUCACCUCCCUCCCUCCCUCUCUUUCUCUUCCUCUCCUUCCGGAUGCCAGGCUGCUUUUUGCUGCAUGUUAUACAUGCGCUGCUUAUCCAUGACCUCUCAAGUCCAGUGGGAUUCCUUGGUUUUCCUAUCGGGCAGGAUUAAGUAUAAAACCCAAGAAGGAGGAAUAAAUCAAAUUAGAGCCAGGAGAAGAAAGUCAGACGAUGUCCAGACUGUGAGGAGUAAAUACAGGAACAACCCCGGCCUCCGAACAUGAUCGGCUGCGAGGGCCUGAGGAGGUGAGACCCCGAGAGGCGCCCGCUCCAAUGGCGUGGACCGAACCAUGGUUGCAUCCAGACCAAAGGACAGCACCAAGACCAUCCUGCCGCCUCAGGGCUUUUCUAUCAGCCGUUUCUGGCGCCCAGCCUGCAUUUGUGCUGCCCUUCCUCCUCCUGCUCGCGGCCUGUAUGGCCGGGCCCCCACAGCCUGCCACCCCCCCUCUUCUAUCAGGACAGCCUUUUAUCAUCUUCUGGGGCGUCCGCGACUCUUCCUGCUCCAAUCGGCCAGAUCCCAGAACUUUUGGGAUGGAGCGCGAGGGCCGCGUGUCCGUCUUCUACGAGGACACGUUAGGAAAUUACCCCUAUUUUAUAAACAAGGACACGCCGGUGAACGGAGGGCUACCGCAGCACACGAAGCUGAACAACCACCUCCAGAAGACACAGCAGGACUUGGAGGCAGCAGUACCUGCUCCGAGAUACCUGGGGUUGGGGGUGCUGCGCUGGGCUGAGUGGGCCCCCCAGUGGUUCCGGAACAGGGAGAGACAGACAAUGUAUCUGGAAGCAUCGAGGAAACUACUCAAGACUUUCUUUCCUAACUGGACCCCAGAGGAGGUGGAGAGGUGGUCGCAGGUGGACUUCGAGGCAUCGGCCCAGUCGGUGAUAGCAGAAACACUGCGGGAGGUGCAGAGGUUGCGGCCCAAGGCAUUGUGGGGCGUUUCCCCUUACCCCAGCUGCCACAGCGGCAAUUACAGCGGCCAGUGCUCGGCUGCAGAGAUGGCCCUGAACGACGAGCUGCUGUGGCUGUGGAGGCGAUGCUCUGCCCUCUACCCCCUCCUCACCCUGGAGAAGCUGCAGAGCGGUACGCCUGGUUCCAGGCUGUAUUUGAGCAGUCGAAUAAAAGAAGCCCUGCGAGUGUCAUCUCUGACCGCCACAGAGGCUGACAUUCCUGUAUUCCCACUGGUCAAGAGUGUCUACACCUCAACGAACACGUUCCUAUCACAGGCAGACCUGGUCAGCACCAUAGGAGAAAGCGCUGCCAUGGGAACGGCUGGAGUUGUCAUCUGGGAGCGCAGCGAGACGAAGACAGAGAGAGAGUGUCAAGACCUGGCAGAGUUCCUGGGCAAAGUCCUGGGACCCUACUCUAAUAAUGUAACCAUGGCAACCCGACUCUGCUCAGCUUCUCUGUGCCAGGGAAAGGGCCGAUGUGUGCGGCAGAACGCUGAUAGCCCGGCCUACCUCCACCUCCCGCCUCCAUCCAGAGCUACGGAAAAGACGGAGGCAACAAAAGCCACAAAUCAGCAGGGCACAGACUCUAAAACAGCAGAACCAGACCCAGCUGAAAUGUGGAAGAAAAACUUCCAGUGCCAGUGGUACAAGUCCUCAGACGGGGACGCCUCGGAUCAGCAGUCCCCGAAAGAUGGUGCCUCCGUCGGGGGAACGGUAGACGCAAACUCAGCAGAAAUAGUGGGGACGACAACGGCUUCGACAGCGGCUUCGACGACGGCUUCCACCACAUCCUCAACAUCAGCAGCCACAUCAGUUUCUACAACAAGAGGGGUCUCUUUGACUGAGUCGAGGGAAAGCAGCUCAGCAAGUGUUGGAAGUCCAACGCCUUCACUCGAAUUGGCCUCAGACGCAGGUAGGACUCUGCUGGCGGCCCCAAGUCUGACUCUUCUGCUGUUUCUGCUGGCUGGAAACAUCUGCCUAAAACUUUAAGAGCUCAAACCAGCCACCUGGACGGUCUCUGCUUUAAUGACCCCCUUCCCAAGUGCCUUUGAGCAAGACACUGAGUCCCUGCUACUUGCAGGUGUGCGGCUUUGUAGCUAAAGAUCAAUGAAAACCAAGAAGUCUGGACCAGUGGUACAGACACCCGUUCAGCUUCGACGGGUAAUCCUGCCUUUUUCCAUGACAACAGAAACCACGCACGCAAGACUGAGCUGUUUGUGGUGCAUCGACUCAACUCGCAAUGCGGUUUCAUCGUCGUUCCACUUUUUGUUUUGCUACUUGUUGCGUAUUGUCCUGGGUGAAAACAAUAUGAACAAAAUCUUUUUUUUUUUGCAUGUAAUUUGGCUGAACUGACCCUAUAGUCUGUUUGAAGCAAUGUUGCUGAUAGGAAAUAACUUUUGGAAGUUAAAUAUGAACAAUUUAACAAACUACAAAAAACACUGUAGACCUUACUGCUUUUAUUACACAUGUUCUGUCUGUUAAGCUGCUGCACAAUUUUGCAGAGCCCUCUAGCGCCCUCUUCCUGAGAUGCAGUGAAACUGCACCACUCGCUAAAAAGGCCUAUAUAGUUAAUACUCAUAGAAACAAGACAGACAUGAAGAGUGGAAUAAAGCACAGGUUCAGGCUACUGCAGUUCUGAGGUCUCUGAAUGCACACUUUCACAAUAUCAAGGUUUCAUUUAGAUAUUUUAAACAAGGGCAGCAUCAACAUUCUCCCAUGAAAACUGAAAAGGCACCUUUAAAUGAUUGUAAAUGCAGUAUGUAGUGAAUCAGAGGGCAACGCUAUAGGUGCAUCAAACAGCACAAGAUUGUAGCUCCUAUGAGCCAACACACAUUUACUAUAAGUGUAUAUAUAUAUAUAUAUAUUUUAUAAGUCAGUUUUGUUUGUACCUGAUUCCUCUCACAACUUCUGG